This is a messenger RNA of Quercus lobata, 3130 nucleotides long. RefSeq names its product mitochondrial editing factor 22 (gene MEF22). The record is from RefSeq and is a predicted model, not a curated record. Lineage: Eukaryota; Viridiplantae; Streptophyta; Magnoliopsida; Fagales; Fagaceae. Bases 79 to 2325 code for a protein of 748 amino acids. Gene Ontology annotation, molecular function: zinc ion binding; protein binding; RNA binding. The transcript has 4 exons. Gene Ontology annotation, biological process: RNA modification.
UUUUCUUGAGAGCAAACCAAAAAGUGAUGGACUUAUAUAAUAAAUUGCUGUGUAAACUUGUAACGCCAAUUUUGCCAUAUGGCUAUGAUUAUGAAUAAAUGUACGAGUGUGACACUGACAAGGAAACUCUCUCACCCAUGUUGUUUUUCCUCAGAUCUCUUUUCCCUAACCGCCAACAUCCGACCGUUGUACCCUUCAACGGCAAAAUCAUUUGAAUUUCCCGCGUUACUAUUAACAUUUCUCAACCGCUAUUCUGUAUCACCUUUCCAUCUAAACAAUGCCAACGUCCACUUCACCUUCGAUUUCAACUCCUUCUAUGUGUCUUUUAUUGAUAAUUCCACCCACAAGACCCAUUUGAAUCAAAUCCAUGCCCACUUACUGGCCUCUGGAUUGCAGGAUUGUGGGUUUUUGAUUACUAAGUUGAUCAAUGUGAGCUGUAAUCUUGGAGAAAUUCGUUAUGCGUGUAAGGUGUUUGAUGAAUUUCCUGACCCAGAUGUGUUUUUGUGGAAUGCGAUUAUUAGAGGUUAUUCAAUGCACAAUAUGUUUGGUGAUGUGAUUGAAAUGUAUUCGAGGAUGCAAAUGGCGGGGGUGAGUCCGGAUUGCUUUACUUUUUCGUAUGUGCUAAAAGCUUGCAGUGGCUUGCUGGCUCUUGAAAUGGGCUGGCGGGCACAUGGACAGAUACUUAGACAUGGGUUUGAAUUGGAUGUGUUUGUGCAGAAUUCACUUGUUGCAAUGUAUGCAAAAUGUAGUCAGAUUAGGCAUGCUAGAAUGGUGUUUGAUGGUUUAUAUGAUAGGACGAUUGUCACGUGGACUUCCAUCAUUUCUGGGUAUGCGCAAAAUGGUGAGCCUAUUGAAGCAUUGAGAAUAUUCAGUCAGAUGAGACAGAGUAAUGUGAAACCAGAUUGGAUAGCUCUUGUAAGUGUUCUUAGGGCUUAUACUGAUGUUGAGGAUUUGGAACAAGGAAAAUCUGUUCAUGGUUAUGUCAUUAAGAUGGGUCUUGAAUAUGAACCAGACUUGCUCAUUUCACUCACUGCCAUGUAUGCAAAAUGUGGGCAAGUGACAGUUGCGAGAUUUUUCUUUAAUCAGAUGAAGCUACCAAAUUUGAUUCUGUGGAAUGCUAUGAUUUCAGGUUAUGCGAAGAAUGGUUAUGCUGAGGAAGCUGUAGGGCUAUUUCGUGAGAUGAUUGGUAAGAACAUAAGUGUAGAUUCUAUAACUGUGAGGGCUGCCAUCUUAGCUUGUGCCCAAGUGGGGUCCCUUGAAUUAGCGAGAUGGAUGGAUGAUUAUAUCAUGAGGAGUGAGUGUAGAGAUGAUGUUUUUGUUAAUACAGCCCUUAUUGAUAUGUAUGCUAAAUGUGGGAGUCUAGAUUUUGCUCGCAUCAUUUUUGAUAGAACACUACAAAAGGAUGUAGUUGUGUGGAGUGCCAUGAUUGUGGGCUAUGGAUUGCAUGGUCAGGGCCGAGAGGCCAUUGAUCUUUACCAUGCCAUGAAGCAAGCUGGUGUAUGCCCUAAUGAUGUCACCUUUGUUGGGCUACUCAUGGCAUGCAAUCAUUCAGGCCUCGUAGAAGAGGGAUGGGAACUUUUCCACCGUAUGAAAGAUUAUGAUAUAGAGCCCCGCCACCAGCAUUAUGCUUGUGUGGUUGAUCUUCUUGGACGUGCAGGCUGUUUGAGUCAAGCUUAUGAUUUUAUCAUGAACAUGCCAAUUGAACCAGGUGUUAGUGUAUGGGGAGCACUUCUUAGUGCAUGCAAGAUCUAUCGCCAUGUGACUUUGGGAGAAUAUGCUGCAGAGCAGCUUUUCUCAUUAGACCCAUAUAAUACAGGGCAUUAUGUGCAGCUUUCUAAUCUGUAUGCUUCAGUCCGUUUGUGGGAUUGUGUGGCAAAGGUACGUGUAUUGAUGAAGGAGAAAGGACUUAGUAAGGACCUUGGGUAUAGUUUGAUUGAGGUCAAUGGAAAGCUUCAGGCAUUUCGUGUGGGAGACAAGUCACAUCCAAGGUAUAAGGAAAUUUCUGUGGAGCUUGAGAGACUGGAGAAGAGGUUGAAGGAGGCAGGAUUUGUCCCGCAUACAGAUUCAGUUUUUCAUGACUUGAAUUAUGAAGAGACAGAGGAGAUUCUCUGUAAUCAUAGUGAAAGGUUAGCAAUUGCUUAUGGGCUCAUUAGUACUCCUCCUGGAACUACCCUUAGAAUAAUAAAGAAUCUUAGGGCAUGUGUAAAUUGUCAUUCAGCGACCAAGUUUAUUUCAAAGCUUGUUAACAGGAAGAUAGUUGUUCGGGAUGCAAAUCGAUUCCAUCAUUUCAAGGAUGGAGUAUGCUCCUGUGGGGACUAUUGGUGAGAGCCUGAGAGGGAAGGCUGAUUCUUCACAUUACAAAAGGUGCUAACCCCCAAAGAAAAUCUGCCUGGUUGUGGGGAGGGGUUGCAAGUUGCAGUAGCUGCAGAAAAGGUUGCUGUUCAAUUGGGUCAAGAGGCAGAAAAACUGUGCUGCUCACAACUGCUGAAAAUGGCUCUGCUUAGCGGCUUUGUAGGGGCUCUCUACAUGAGAAAUCUCUCUUUGCGAUAGAAUUUCAGCUUCUAGCAGAAAAGGGGCUAUUGUUUGGGACUAAUAUAUUCUACAUCAUCCACUUUGCACCUUCGUACAGGACAUUUAAAAUCUGAUCUUCAAAGGGGCUUUUGUUUGGGACUAAUAUAUUCUACAUCAUCCACUUUGCACCUUCGUACAGGACAUUUAAAAUCUGAUCUUCUUGUUUUAGCUGCCUUUCUUGAACUUACUGCCAACCUUGAAAUAUUGAUUGUGGAUAAAUGUUCAAGUUAUUUUACAACAAUGAGAGCUCAUCAAAAGGGAAUAUAUAGGUGAACUAAUCAAUCUCAGCUUCCCAAGCCUUGAACAAGUCAAGAUAAAAUCUUUUCUCAGAACAGAUAAUGCAUUAAAUUUUGUGAGGAUUUUAGAAAAGCAAGAACUGGUCUUGGAAGAUAUUGAAUUGAUUCCUGCGAAGGUGGUCAAGGACUUGAUUCCAAGAUGUUAGUGGAUUUGGAUGAAAUUUGUCAAGUGACACCAACCAGGGGUGGACUUUAAUGUUUGAUUUUAACUUAAUCUAGUUAUAGAGUCUGCCAUAUAUUUUAAAGAAGUUAUAGAUGUUUUA